AAGAAAACUCUCAAAGUCCAGUUAACUGAUAACAAUAAAUGACAUCGUUAGCAGUUCCUUGGCUAGCAAUAAUAGAACAAAAUGAUUAGGACUCCAUAUUCUGGAUGGCGUUAGCCUUGCAACCACCCCUUACCAUUUUGGACAAUUUUGACGACUUUUUGACGACUGAUGCUAUAUGAUGCGGUGUGAUAUAGUAUGAUGCUAAAUGAUAUGAUAUGAUACAAUAGAUGUUUAAAAAAGGGUGUCGCAUGUCUAUUGGUGUAUACUGAACAUGGAAUUAUUUAUUAUUACGCCUAACUAGUAACUUCCUAAUUAUAUUCAAAUAAACCCCCAAAAAUCCCUAAAUUGUCGCUGGGCCCCUGACCACUGAACUAUAUGUAAUAAUUUUCAGGCACAAUCUUGAUUUUGACUAAUUUUUUUUAAUACCCGCAAAUUUUAUCUAAAUACUUCGAGCUCGAUAACGGCAUGAACUGCGAUCAAUCUUUUCUUUGAAGGAAUCUCAAUAUUUGUUGUUUUAUCUAAUAUUCUUUUACAAUGAAAAAGGGAAAAAAAGCUAAAUCAUGUAUAGGUUUAUACUUUAUAGUUGGUCUCUAGCCCAAUAUUAUUUUACAAAACAUUUGUAAACAAUGAUAAACGGGAAUAAAAAAUAAAGAAAUGAAAUGGACUUUCCAUAUUUUAAACGAUAUUUACUCGUUAUAACUCCAGUUAUUUUCACUCGGUCAAAUUCAAGAUGGCGGACAAUAUGCAAUUUAUAGCAUCGUUAUUUGAUCUUGCGACAAAUGUCUUUGUUAGAUACGUAAAGACACUGAAGACUUACUCCGAGUAUAUUCCUGUAACGCUUUACGACUCUUUACUUAAAGCAUCUUUAAAAACGAACCGUUUGUUGUCAACACGGCACAUAUUGCUGUCAUGGCCUUUCAGAGAACUGAGCUUGGUCAAUUGUGAUGAUUUCAAAGAGGAGCAUGCGGUAAUCCUGGCCUACAGCCUUUAUUCUACAUGCAAAAACUUACGUGUAGUUGAUCUAACAGGAUGCAACAUAGGUAUUUAUGGUACAACUUUCAUAUUAACGCUGGUAUUAGGACAAGCUCUUCCUGAUGUUAGCAAGUAUUGCUCCAAGGAAGACACAACCAUGCACUUACCACAACCUAGACUGACCAUUAAAACAGAUUGUUAUAUCUCAAGGAGGAACUAUUCAGAGUUUUUGGAUGUUUUGGAAGGUUAUGGUAGACAUAAUUUCAUUGUAUCUUAUUUUUAUGGCAUUGGCCUUGGUCAAAACGGCAUCAGACGUAUAUUGACGAAACUACAUACGGUUCAGGCUGAAUCUGUACUUGGGUUAGACUUACAGAUGAAUCGUUUGUUAGACAUCAAACAAGACAGAUCUCUCUGGAACUUUUCAAAUCUGCAAUAUCUUGAUUUAUCAUACACAGCUCUUGGACUUCAUACAAUAUGCAGGAUUCUAAAACAUUUAGAAAGUCCUUUAAAACAUUUGCUGUUAAAUGGUAUUCAGUCCCGAAGAAAUUUUCCUCCAUAUUUUGACUUUCAUAAAAUGAUGCAAUUCAGUUGCGUGCAGAGAUUGGAACGCUUUGAAUUGGGAAGUUAUUUCGGUGAAAUUGGACCAGAUUUUUUUGCGUUUCUACGAAACUGUUGUGGGACAUUGUUGGUUCUUAGUUUGAGAAACAACUAUCUCAAAGAUGCAUCAAUAGCAGAUCUUUUAAAACUGCUGGAGCCCCCCUUUAGAGUAAGCACAUUGUACCUUGAUGCAAAUACGUUUUCUAUUGCUGGAGUGAAGUUAUUACGGAAGUGCAAAAACAUUGUACUUUAGGCUUACAGACUCUCAAGGAUUUAGAAUUAACAUGGUAAAUAAAUUGAGUAUGACAUCAUAUUAAUUUAUUUUCUAAAUCUUGAUAUUAUUCAGAAAUUUUGUGGACUAUGGUCCAGUGUCUCAUUGGCACCAAGCAAAGAUGAUAAUCAUCUUUGAACAUUGAAUAAUUUAAUCUCAACAACUGCUAUAAAUUGACUUACGUGAAC
Molecule: messenger RNA, 2028 nt
Organism: Dendronephthya gigantea
Lineage: Eukaryota; Metazoa; Cnidaria; Anthozoa; Malacalcyonacea; Nephtheidae
Exons: 3
Coding region: 731-1822 (363 amino acids)
Cellular component (GO): cytoplasm
Source: RefSeq, a predicted model, not a curated record